GAUGGAUGAAUUCAAUUUCAGAGUAAUUAUCGUUCCACAGAAGUUUCAAAACGUGGAACCUGAUUCGUACUUGCAAGAAACAAAGAGAAAACUUAAAGCAUGUGGCUUAAUCGUUAAUAACAUACAUUUUGUAAAUUUAGAAGGGUCUGAAGAUGAAGGCUAUCCUGAAAUCGAGGAAUUAACGAUUCAAGUACAAGCUAUGUUUCGUGAUAAUUUUAAAUUUCAAAAAGUUGCCUUAUAUAAAAAAAUCUGUGAAAAGUGGAAGAAUCAGCAUCUUUUUAGCUAUUGUCCAAUACUCGUUUUACAUGAAAACGAUAGCUUUUUAAACAAAAGAAUAUCAUUUCAUAGCUCUGUACAGUGUAGUGAUAUUUCAUUUGGUGUAUUACCUCACAACGGCACAUAUUUACAGUAUGCAUCUCUUCAAGUAUGCAAGUCUUCUUUACCGCUAAUCGAUUUCUAUCAUGAUACACGAAAUCUAAAAAUAAGGUAUAGGAAUUACGAAAUUUCUAUGACUUACAAUAAUAUCAGGAAAAUAUUUAUUAAUAUAGGUUCAAGUCCCUGCGAAAUAUUUUUCGAUUUAUGCAAUCCGCCUGUAAUAUUUCGGGUUGAGAUAAAAAUUAAUAGAUACGAAAAGUACUCAUUAAAUUACCGCACGUGUGAUAUAUAUGAUACUAUAGAUGAUACAUAUGAGAUCUUAAGACAUUUUAAUUCCACUAAAAAUAAAAUGGAUACUGAUAUUUUAGGCCGGUCAAACGUGUUAAAACUUUCAAUAAACGACAUUGGCCUUGCUGAAGAAAUAGUGAGUAAAAUGCAUUUCCGCUGCAGUGAGAAACCCAUACAUUACAUGAACGUCAGGUCGGUAAAGAAGAAGAAACCCAUAGAUCCUGUAUUUGAAUUUUGCCACUUCGGGUGCACAUAUAUAUUGACAGCAAUAAUUAAAAGAAACUUUACGUUGGUGGAACAGACAUCACAGGUCAAUUCCGAGAUGCAGCAUUUAAGUACGCUGUGCAACGAAGAUGGAGAUUGCUUGGAGAAAGCUCUGAUAAAUGUUUUAAGAGCUAUUGAUUCUGGAAAAAUAAUUAAUUUCUGGCGCGAAAUUGAAAUACAAUAUAAACAUUAUUUGAAUAGCAAAGAUGAAAUAAACUACAAGCAUUACAUUGUGCCUUUAAAAUGUAGAAUGAUUCGGCGAAUCACACUGACGCCUACAAGGACACUUCUUUGGCCUGCAGAAAUAAUGUAUGAAAAUCGAGUACUUCGUAACUUCGAUCCAGAGUAUGCGGUACGAGUUUCUUUCCGAGAUGAUAAUAUGAUGAGACUGAGCUUCUGUGCUGCCUAUGCCGAUGAAUCAAUAUUUCAGGAUUCAGUAACAAAACCCAUGCUUAAAGGUAUUCGUAUUGGCAGUAGAUUGUACAAAUUUCUCGCGUGGUCAAAUUCUCAGAUUCACGACCAUGGAGUGUGGAUGUAUGCUAAAGAUAAAAAAGGAACGACUGUUUAUGAGAUACGAGCUUGGAUGGGAGACUUUUCACACAUACAUUCGGUUUCAAAAUACAUGGCAAGAAUGGGGCAGUGUUUUUCCCAAACCGAAGACACGAUUGCAGUUCCGCUAGAUCCGAGGCAUGUGCGAACGGAAAAUGAUAUUGAAGGUGGAUGUACAGUGAAUGGGAAACCAUAUUGCUUUUCGGAUGGAAUUGGAAAGAUUUCAAUUAGUCUAGCAGAAAAAGUGCACAAAGCUCUUGGACACGACAAGCAUUGCAGUGCUUUUCAAAUACGUUACGGUGGUUACAAAGGAAUGCUCCUAAUUGAUCCAACGCUGAAGGACACCGAUAUAGCGUUUCGAAAAAGUAUGAAGAAGUUUGAAUCACCACAAAAUAUUAAACUAGAAAUUGCAAGGGCAAGCGCUCCAGUGAGAUUGCAACUGAACAGACCUUUUAUCACCAUCCUCAAUGAUUUAGGAGUGAGACAUAGAACAUUUUUAAAAUUGCAAGAAAAGAUGUUGAAAACUUUAGUGCAAAUGCUUUUCGAAGAAGAAGAGGCAGCUGCAUUUUUGAUAUCUAAAACACCAGUUUUGCUGUUCCCAUUUAAAGAAUUGACUCGUUCUGGCAUUUAUUUGACAACAGAGCCGUUUUUUAGAUCACUUCUUCUAGCACUGCAUAGACACUGUGGUGAAAAACUUAAAUCUAAAGCUAAUGUUUCAAUUGACCCAAGUCAGGGGAGGAAUAUGCUUGGGGUUCUGGACGAAACAGGUUCACUAAACUAUGGAGAAGUUUUUGUACGGUACACUGAAGAUAUUCUCCAAGGCGAAACAGGAAAAGAUACCAUUGUCUUGAAAGGUGAAGUGGUUGUGACGAAAAACCCGUGCCUUUUACCAGGGGAUGUGAGGAAGUUCAUUGCUGUUGAUGUGCCCGAGUUGCAUCAUGUUGUGGAUUGCAUUGUUUUUCCUGGAAAAGGGCAUAGACCGCACCCAAAUGAAAUGGCUGGUUCAGAUUUAGAUGGAGAUGAAUACGCAGUUUUAUGGUUACCAGAUUUAAUUUUUCAUCGCAAGAAUGCAGCACCUGGAAAUUUCGAGAAUUUUCGAGAACCAGAUAUUUUUAAUAUAACCGUGAAAGAUAUGGUCACUUUCUUAGUAAAAUAUAUCAAGAAUGACCAAGUUGGAAUAAUAGCUAAUGCACACCUUGCUCAUGCUGACAGAGGUAGUAUUUUCUCAAAUGAAUGUAUUAAGAUUGCGAAAAAGUUCCAUAUCGCUGUGGAUUUUGCAAAGCACGGGAGAACUGCCCAUUUAGGAAAGUUCGAGAGGCCGCUGAAAUUUCCAGAUUUCAUGGAAAAAAACCACAAAGAGACUUAUAAAUCAAAAAAAGCACUUGGUAAAAUGUUCAGAGUUUGCAAAGACUUGGAAUCAGAGAAUGAAAAUGCAAGCAUUGAUUAUCAUGACAUAAAGGUGGAUCCUUGUUUAAGGUAUCCAGGAUGGGAAAAAUACAAGGAAGAAGCUUUGAAAAGUAGAAAUAAAUACAAUGCCUUGCUUCGAGCAUUUUUAAGGAAUUACGGUAUUCAGCAUGAAGCUGAAGCAUUUUCUGGAGCUUUCACGAAUCUUCACUGCCGAUUUCAAGAACGAAAUGAUCGAGCUGAAAUAGAAAAAGUUGUUAUUGGAUGCAUUAAACGACUAUCAAAAAGUAUGCAUGAAGAAUUUCUUGAAGAAUUUAAAACUUCUGUGAAUGUCAAUCUGACUCAAAAACGUAUAUUACAAAAAGCUUCUGCCUGGUAUAUGGUCACGUACAGUGACAGUGAUGCUAAAUUUCUUAGUUUUCCCUGGAUUGUUUCUGAACUUUUAGCCAACAUAAAGAUUAAAAAUUCGUCUUUUAGUCCAGUAAUAGUCUCACCCCUUAUUGCUAAUAUGGACGUCCAGAUAAAACUGUGUGAAGCUAAAAAUGUUUUACCCAGUGUUCUACAGUCAAAUAUUUGGUUAGAUUAUAAAUUUCUGUGUGAUCCUGCAAUAGUGAAGCUUGCAAGCAAAGUAUUGGUUCUCUGGGCUGAAGAUGAGCAAAUUAUUGCAAAGUCUGGUGAGAGUCAUACAGGAUUUCUGUAUCCAGAUAAUUUAAUCAGACUUUUUCUUCAUGUUUCUGAACUUGCGCAGUAUGUUUACCAGAAAGAUAAAUCUGUCCCCGUUGUGAGUAAAAAAAUUUUCACACCAGCUGCUCUCGUUUUAGAAUUUCUUCGAUUUUGCACUGACUUACGAUUUUAUAAUAAAUAUGAAAUACCUGAUAUACUCCCUUUCACAGUGUAUAAAUACAGUAAGCUCGCUAAGGCAGCUGUUGUAGCAUACCAUAGGUUUGCUUUGUCGGGUGAAUUUUCUUAUUUGUCUUUUGAGAGGAUAACAACAAUAGAGAAAAUAAAUAUGAAACCUAUGUACAUCGAAAGUAGAAUUUUCCGUAGAAUUCCUAUUGAUGAACAGACAUUACGAAAAGCAGAAGAUGCUCUAAUGAAACAUUCAGGUAUGGAUGAGAUAAAUAUGAGGGAAAUACACCAGACUAAAAAAGUUUGUAUUACUGGGUAUGGUUCUGAAUUCUCGAUAAAGGUAUUAAAAGGCAUUUUGAGAAAAAAAUACGCUGUAUUAACGCAGCUUUUUGUGUAUGGAACAUUAUCAGCUGAGUAAAUAUUUUUCAAUCUCUUUAUUCAUCUAUAUUUUAAAAUAAUUUCUACUCUUAUUUACAAAUCAUCAUAAAUUAAGUGAAUUCACAAUGUUAUAUGUAUUGUAUGUGUCAGUUAAUUAAGUAUUGCUUAUUUUAUUCUGUUUGUGAUUUUGUAUUUUUGUAAAUGAUAUCGUCUGUAUUUUUCAGAACUUUCGCUUGGAUAAAGAAAAUUAUUUCUCUUUUUGAUAUAUAUAUUUUUUAUUAAGUUUCAUGUUAUUCGAAAUGGUUUUUAUAAAGACAUUAGCAGCUUUCUUUUAUUGUUUUUCUGCGUAACUUGUUUAUUUCCGUCUAAAAAAAUCAAGUACUGAAUUUAUUAGAAUGUUGCACAUGUAUUUGUUUCUGUAUUAAAAA
Molecule: messenger RNA, 4535 nt
Organism: Stegodyphus dumicola
Lineage: Eukaryota; Metazoa; Arthropoda; Arachnida; Araneae; Eresidae
Biological process (GO): siRNA processing
Cellular component (GO): nuclear RNA-directed RNA polymerase complex
Molecular function (GO): RNA-directed RNA polymerase activity
Source: RefSeq, a predicted model, not a curated record